CACGUGCUCUCUCGCUCUCGGCUUCUGAAAAUUCGGCCCGACGCAGAAAGAUGUUGUGGCGUUGGCUGUGGAGUUUCAGCCGAGGAGUGAGAUCACCUGGCGGGGGAGCCGUUGCCGGCCUUUUCCGUUCCCGUCUUCAGGAGGGGGAGUCCUUGCUUCUCGGCCAGGAGUCUACGCAGACGGAUAGCAGCUGGCAUGGCAAGCAGCAGCAGCACAAAAACUUUGGAAAUAGGAACUUCUACUGCUAUACUCCAUUAGAAGCCUUCACCUGGAGUACAUUGGCUGUUCUUGCUUUGGAAUUAACCAAACAGGCCCAUUGGCUGCGUUCUGUGCAACCAAAUGGAAGAAAUACCAGAGUUUGUCAGCCAGAGCCACAGAUUGCUGAUUUGUCCCAACAUCAGCACUCAGUCAUCCCCAGAGCACUAUCUCCUUGCUCCAGAGAAGAGGAUCAACAAUUCUUGGGAGUACACUCUGGCCAGGCACCAAAAAAUCUAUCUUCUAGCAGUUGUUCUUGGCCAAAAAAUUAUCAACUCUGUUCGGAAACAGGGAGUUUCAUCUUCCCACCUGGUACCAGCUUUGAACCAGAUUCUUCCCUAUUGAAUUUGAAGGGUAACUUAGAAGAGGAAGAAUCUGUUAAAGAAGCUGCUUCUCAAGUGCAAGAAACAUUUCAAGCCAGUAUUUCAGUGGCAUCCAACAUCCUUGGGCUUGAAAACAUGGAAGCUGAGCAGUACAAAAUGGCUUUUUCCUGUUUCAAGCUGGCUGCAGAUCAGAACUAUAGCAAAGCCCAGUACAAUGUAGGCUUAUGCUACGAACAUGGAAGAGGCACUACAAAGAACAUGGCUAAGGCAAUCCUCUAUUACCAGCGGGCAGCUCAUCAGGGACACCUCCUGGCCCAGUACCGCUAUAUUAAAUGGCUUCUCUGCUGCUGGUACAAAGCAGCUAUGCAGAACCAGGAUGAAUUACCACUGGCAGAAAGAACCUGUCUGUCCAGUCCCUGCCUUCAGAGCCUUGAUCAGCCACUGACUUCUCACUUGGGACAGCCAGCUGUUGGCCUGCUUCGCUCAUGGAGCAUAGGACGCCUGGAGGAUAUGGCAGAUAGCUUUGAACUGCAAGCCUGUUUGGGGUUCCCUGAUGACAUCUCCAUCAAACUACAGCCUUUCCCCUGCUCUUCAGGAAUAGUAGUUAGUUAACAUAGAUCAUGAGGAAACUUCCUUUUCAGAAACUUGAAAAAUGAUGGUUAUGGUCCUGACUUACUUUUUAUAAGAUCAGAACGAGAUAGACAUUUCAAAGUUAUAUUUAAUCAUCUCCUAAAUGUAUACCUUCUUACCUGGCACUGAGGUAAGAAGUUAUCAUUGAAUAUUAUAACCAAACCCAGCUUUGAUGGACUAUUUCAUCCUACACAUUUCUGCACUCACUAACCUGAGGAAAGCAGAAAUAUUAAUAUGCCAUAAGACAACAUCUCUACAAACUUGCAGAAUAGUUACCAAGCUAACUAUUUGUGGUGCUGAUUAAAUGUUUUGGAGAAAAUUUGUGCUCGGUGUUUGAUCACUUAAGAGCAUUGACAACUGAACGUGCUGUUACAAUCAGGUCAUGAAAAUACUGCAUCCAUAAACAUGUAUCUGUGGGGCAGAUCUCACCCAUGGCUUUCAGAACCUAAGAAGCAGAAUUUUCUGGAUGACUAGAAUUCAGUGAUGGCAUGGCUUUGAUUCCAAGAGGACACUGAGAGGUCUUGAAGCAUGCUGAAAUAUUGCUGUAACGAAGCAGUUAUACAGUUAGGAAAUUCAUAAAAUACACAGAGGUAUAAGAAACAAUUGUUAAACUGGUUCAUAAUCUACAUUUACUGAUGCUCUCAUAAAUAGCAUUUAGAAAGAGUUCAGCAGCUUAAUGUCAAAUACGUGAGUGGGAUCAUAAUGUCUAGUGUGGCAAUUAGAAUGUCUUCCCUAAAAAGAAUUUAAUACACUCCAAAAAACUGGAAUGUAGUGGAAAAACCCACUGUCUCAAUAAUCAAAUGGUUUACAUUAAGGAAAGAAAAGCUAUGCUUCAGACUGUCUUGUCUGAAAGGAGACCUACCAUACCAAUUCCUGCAGCACGUUUCAUGCAAAAGAAGAAUCAGCAUUUCUGUAGAAAGAGCAGGUAUAUAAUUAGGUCAGCAAGAUAGUAUCUGGAAGGAAAAGAGGUAUCAUCCCAAAACAUUUUCAUUCUCAAGGAAAGUUCUUUCCCAAAUGGUUGGAACUUUGCUUUCUUGCAUAUGUAUGCAUAUUUUUGUACAGAAAUUAUUGUUUCUGCAACUGCCAGUUUCAACUCAGUAGCAUUUCUCUCAACAUCUUGUGUCUUGUUAUGUGCUGAAAUUUGCUGCAGGAAUCCCAGAAUGAAUCUACCUGACUCAAAAUCAUCUCAAACACCACAUUCAUUGUAUUUUCCAGGGUUUGCAUGCAGCUGUUUUGCCAAAAGUCUCAAAAGAAUGUGAUUCAUCUCUGCCUAUGAUUUUAUGACUCAGUGAAAAUUGUAUAGCACCUGUUGAGAUAACAUGGUCCCUCCAAUGCCUGCCUUGCCCAGAUCACUUGAAUAUAGGCAUGUUAUCAUUGACAUCCAGAAGGUGUACCAAAAGCUUGCAGUAGACCGUGAUGGGAUUAGAAUGUUGAUCUCUGGUUGCACUCAUAGCAAGAAUUUUUCUGAUAGUCCAGUUGCUGCUGCAGAAAGUAGUCUUAAUUUUCAACAAAAAAAGCUCUUAUCACUUCUGAAACAUGCUUGCUGAAGAAAUAUUUGAUUUUUCCACUUGGUCACUGGUCAGUAUCAGUGUAAAUAAGAUUGAUCAAAAAGGUCUAAAGCAAAACACCUUUCUGAUCCCCACUGUUACAGAACUCUACUUAAGUGGCUUUUAUUAUUGGAAUUUAUCCCAGUCACCGUCACUGAGGUUCCAGGUUGAGGAAAUACUCCAUGAUAAACUAGUCCAGGUGAACUGAAAAUAAGAGCAGUCCUUUUUUGUGUUCCAAUUUCUGUUCUGUGUUUCAGUCAGUUAUCUUUUUUUCAAGAGCAGCCAUGUUGAGGUAAGUUUCAGAAAUUGAAAUACUCCCCCACUGGUGUUUAGAUAUUUCUCCCCAGAGCUUUGAGAUCAUUUUCUUCACUUUUGUUGGAGUGAUAAUUAGAACACCCACACUCUAAAGCUUAUUUUUUGAGGAACUGAAUUCAUACCAACUCACUGUGUAAACAAAUUCAUCUUAAAACAUUAAAAAUUUAAUGAGAGCCAGUUUGGUCUAGUGGUUAAGGCAACCAGGCUAGAAACCAGGAGCCUGUGAGUUCUAGUCCCACCUUAGGUGUGAAGACCAGCUGGGUGGCAUUGGGCAAGUCAUUCUCUCGCAGCCCAACUCACCUCACAGGGUUGUUGCUGUGGGGAAAAUAGGAAGAGAAGGUUUGCCACCUUGAUAUGUUUGCCAUCUUGAGUUAUUUAUAAAAAUAAUAAAGGUGGAAUAAAAAAAUCUUUAAAAAAAGGUAAGUCUUCCUUGAAUUGAGUUGGGCUUCUUGUGACUUCAUUAGACAAGUCCACAAAAUUUUCCUAGUAACAGUAUGAAUAUUAGCUUGUAGCCUCUCAUCCAAAUACUAACCAGAUCAGACCCUGCUUUUGAGCAUAGUCAUUUGGCUAGGUGCUGGCCUGCCAAAUUAUAGUUGCUUGUUGACAUUCUGGAAACCCACUGAGAAAAAUGAUUUCAGCCACUUCCCUUUAACUGAAAAAUUAUGCCUAAAUGUAUUAAACUGGAUUUGCUGAAAUUAUUCUGUUGGUUGCCACAUUUUCCUCCCCUGUUGGUUGUCUCUCACGCUGUCAAGGAGUAGCAGGGAUAGUAAGAUGAGGCUUGGACAGAGAAGACUGGUCAGGAGGCUGGUGCUGCAGGCAGGAAGGGAAAGGAAAGCCGUGGAAGCAGA
Molecule: messenger RNA, 3918 nt
Organism: Python bivittatus (Burmese python)
Lineage: Eukaryota; Metazoa; Chordata; Lepidosauria; Squamata; Pythonidae
Source: RefSeq, a predicted model, not a curated record